This is a messenger RNA of Drosophila arizonae, 2974 nucleotides long. RefSeq lists its product as uncharacterized. NCBI's taxonomy places the organism in Eukaryota, Metazoa, Arthropoda, Insecta, Diptera, Drosophilidae. The record is from RefSeq and is a predicted model, not a curated record.
UCAAAUCUUGAGUCACCCUAAUGUCCAAACAUUCAUAUGUAACUCGAUCAUUGCAUUCUUCUGUGUCUUAGGAGCUGCCACCUGUGUACAUUACCUUUAAUACGAUCAUUAACCAAUGAGCCGCGUCCCAGCGGAAUAAAUGCAUCAAAAUGACGUAUCUUUUAUUUCUUAUUUUGCUUGCGAACUAUGCUGCCUGUUCUGAUGUUCCAAAAUUAACACAAACUGUUUAUGGCUUCUUGGAUUUUACAACAACUAUUGGCAAUACUGUUAUGGUCUUCUCGCCGCAAAGCUCUCCUCUACUCGAUUUGACACCUCAGAAACCUGCGAAGCCUGUGGAUAUUAUUGACACCAAGCCGCAUGUGCCGGAAACUAAAGACAGUAAAAAUGGCAUAAGUCCAACUCCGCUAUUGAGCUCAAGUCUAAAUGAACAACCGACAGCGAAUUCUACGAUUGCUAUAAGCAGUCACAUAAGUUUGCUCAAUACGCCAAUCAAGUCAGUUGAUUUCUCAGAGUAUGCUUUGCUUUCGCGGCAGCCGGAGGAGUUCGCCGAAGAAACAUUUCGCUUGGUUAAUUUGAAUACACGUGCCGAUCAUUCCAAGCGCAAUAAUUAUGGCAGCUCAACGGGCUUGCUGCAAAGGAAAAAGGAUAGUCUAAGUCGAAGCUCAAAUACCCCAUCAAAGGAAACGGCAAUCAUAACUGCCAAAACGUUGGGCAAAACUUCACAAAUUUAUCAGCCAAUUUCGAGCACUGAACGAAGAAGCAAACCUCGCCACACUUCGACAACUUCAGCUCGAGUACUGAAGACUGUGACGCCAUCUCUGCCAAAUUACAAGACGCCCGUCGAAUCUAACCAUGUGCCUACCAAGAGUACUCGUAAAAAUAGUCGGGUUUCAGGAGAAAAAAGAAAAUUAUCCAGGAACAAGGGCAAGAGGCGGAAUAAAUCGACGCAGUCGUCUAUAAUUCAGGUCACGCCGUCCCAGGUGGAGACAAGUUCUCGUCGCUCAUAUAGAACCAAAACGAAUCUGAUUUCUGAAGAUAAUAACGUAACAAAUUUCAGUCCGAGUACAUUGAAGCUGAAUCGUCGUCCAGGCCGUUGGCAAUAUAAAUCAUCUCCAAAGCCAAAAGUGAAUAUCAGAAAAAGCUCUCCGAAUAUGGCCAGAAGUGAACUACAAACAGAGGCUCUCAAAGAAAUUGAUCCGCUCGUGGAACCAGUUGAGAACAACCCGCAAAUUCAAAAGACCAUUGACCUCAACAGAGAUUUGGAUGCUGUUGGCUCACAAAACACAAUUGUGCCCGACAACGAUGUGAUAAAGCCCAAUAAUUUCGUGCAAACUUUAAAUGUCGAAAUCUCAACUCCGAGCAAUUUUGAAGAUACCUACUAUGAAAUUGCCACCAUUCUAUGUCAGUUUUUUCUACAGGCUGGGCUUGUGAAAAAAACACGAUUUGUCACUGUAACCUCGACAUUUGAGAAAACACUUAAAACUGAUCAUAUUGAGGAGUAUUCGGAACACGAUGGACCUUUAACUGAAAACAUUUUGGAGUCUACAACUCAGACGGUUAAGCCAUCAAUGGAUGGAAUUGUUACCACCUUGAAGCCUAUUCAUUAUACAGAUAGCCUUGAAACACCGGAACUUGAGACAAUAACGGAAUCGUUUUCAUUCACCCAAACCAAACUGAAGACUCAAAUUUUGCCAAUCAUUAAUGAUAAGCUGAACGAGACUUCGCAUAUAACUUUAGUGCAAACUUACGAUUAUACAAGCUUUGUAACUGUAACUCAGACGAUUUCGCCGUUCCGCGAUAAUUUUGUUCCUGCCAAAAACUUUAAAGACUUCGAGGGCAUUUUGGAUGAGGCAGGCUCCGAAAUUAACUUGGAUCUUGAAUUCGGCGAUGAGAGCAACUCUGGCCAGUUUGAGGCUAAGCCGAAUGCGAAUGGUAUCUCAAAUGUUACAAAUGCGAUAAAUCCUGUUGACUCCGAAUUGCUUAGUAAAUCAGAAAUCAAACCAGAAAUAUUAGGCCAACCUAAUAGUGUUAUAACUACCACACGUCCAAUCAUUAAGAUUGAUACAGUUUGGGAAUCGUAUGUUAUACCUCUCGUAAGGGGUACUGAAAGUAUUCUAAGAACGUUGUCGAAGUCUGUUGGGGAGGUGAAAAAAACUGAAUUUGUCACUGAAGUCUCUACAAUUUCCUUGCCAGUGCCACCUAUGUCACAAUUUCCAUAUUCCAUAAAUCCCUUCUAUAAUCCUCUAUUGGGAAUUCCACAGCCUCAAUUAAUCACGUCUACUUCUAUUUAUGAAACGCUCAUCACAGCCACGAGUAGCAAAGUUCUUAAGCUAACAUUUGGUGCAAGAACUGCUUACACUACCUUAUUUUCCACCUCUGUUGUUCCCACAGCAGUCUCGAAACUGGUAACAGCUACGAUUCCCAUUCAAAACUCUGGAUCAUUCCAAAACUUCUAUCCUCCCCCAUAUCCCCCAUUCGCCUAUGUUGGUUAAAAUGCUCGAAUUUAUUGUUUGUCCAAAAUACAACAAAAAUUGAAUAAUACUCUUAAAAGUUAAGUACUUACAAGGUUUGGUUUCUCAUUAUUAGGGCAUUCAGACUAAGUGAAGUUAGACGAAUUUCAUUAAUACAAUGUACAGGAAUCGGAUUACCGAGCUAUCAACCUAAAAUACUGUAAAGCGUGUAACGCAAAAGUUGUUUUUUUUUUUUUUCACGAAAAUUUUUUUAAUUAUUUUUCUACAUUCAAACACAUUUUCCAAACACAUGAGUAUAAGAAAUAUAUAGAUUAAUAUAGAAUUCACGCAUAUCUGUAUAUGAGGCUUAGCCAUACAAGUUGUUGACUAUUUCGCAAAAUUCGGAAACAUACGCCUCCGAAACCCUAAACAAAAAUCCAUGUGAAACAUUUACUUCAUUUAAUGUCUUUUAUUUUUCAUCAGUAAAAGAUCUAUAUGAUUUAUCACAUGUCAUCAUCAAAUUU